GCGCCGCCUCCUCCGUCCGCACCGCCCUUUAAUCCGCGUUGGCUGGGUCUCCUCCUCCUCCUCCUGCUCUCAGGCAGGGAGGAUGAUGCCUGCGGAGCCCUGGGCUGCCUGCUCCUCAAUCCCUCUGCUGCUGCCGCCUGGCUCCCUGCCCUGCCUGCGUUGCUAGAGAGGGCCAUGGAGGAGGCGAGCCAUGGAGCCCUGCUGCUGCUGCUGCCGGAGCUGCGCGACGUGGAGCUGAAGCUGGGGCUCAAGGUCCCCGAAAGCCUGGCCCGCUCCCUGCGAGGAGAGGCAGAGAGCCCCCAGGAGCCAAGGAGCCCUGCCUCUGCCAGUGCCUCCUCUGCCUCUGCCUCCUCUGCCAGGCUGGGCUUGGAGAGGCUGCAGACCAAAGUGCACCUCCUCCGCCAAGAAAUGAUUGAUCUCCGAGCUACAGAUGUCAAGCUCAUGCGACAGCUACUGAUCAUCAACGAAAGCAUUGAAUCAAUCAAGUGGAUGAUCGAAGAGAAAGGUGCAAUCGCAAGCCGGGGCAGCAGUUUGAGUGGCAGCCUCUGCAGUUUGCUGGAGAGUCAGGAGACCUCUCUCAGAGGAAGCUACAACAGUUUACAAGACUGUAGUGAUGGACUCGAUGGAAUAUCUGUAGGAAGUUACCUGGACACUUUGGCAGAUGAUGUACCAGGCCAGCGUACUCCUUCAGACAUGGACCAGUUCAGUGACUCUUCUCUAAUAGAUGAUUCCCAGUCUGUACAUAAACAUUCAAAGAUUGAGUCUGAUGAGUACUACUGUUUUGGUUAAUAAAAUUAAACUCUGGGGUGGGGGGGACACAUAUGUGCACUUGUAUUUAUGGUUUUUCUAUGCUGCUAUUUGUUUUAAGCAUUUAAAAGCACAUUUUUAAAAGAUAACCCAUUUUAAAUCUGCUUUUUUCUUGCCGCGCUCUUUCUUUAUCUCUGCUGCUGCUCCUAAAUUUCCUCCGUCAUCUUAAUUUAUUGCUGUAAUAACUUUGUUCCCUUUUAUAAUAUCACCUUUGAUUAUUUUUUUAAUAAAAUAAAGAUGAGGGAAAUUAAAUUUUAUCUUCAACACAAAGUGUGGAAAUGAGCUCUUACUGAAUUCUACAUUUGACUGAUAAUAAAACAUUUUUGAUUAUA
Messenger RNA from Sceloporus undulatus (fence lizard), 1139 nucleotides. RefSeq names its product leucine rich adaptor protein 1 like (gene LURAP1L). Bases 175 to 789 code for a protein of 204 amino acids. The record is from RefSeq and is a predicted model, not a curated record. Gene Ontology annotation, biological process: positive regulation of canonical NF-kappaB signal transduction. NCBI's taxonomy places the organism in Eukaryota, Metazoa, Chordata, Lepidosauria, Squamata, Phrynosomatidae. The transcript is spliced from 2 exons.